AUGUGGAACGUUUAAUAUUAAAGUGCAUUUUUCAAGUUAUUAAGAAAAAAGUCAAAGAUAAGAAAACAAAAUAAAACAAUUUUAAUUAAGUUACAUACAUUAAUAUAUAGAAAACAACAUUAAAUAAAUAAAAUAAUUAAACUUGUGUAAAUAAAAAAAAAAUAGCACACGUUAAUUGUUGACUCAUUAAAUGAGCUUUGUCUAAAUAUUGUCUUCCCCCUCCCCAACUUUAUUAUUGUCAGUGUAUUGAACGGGGAAGAACCAUAUUUAUUUUAUUUUAACGUUUAAAUACGAACAAAGAUAAGCAAAUUAUAGCUGCACUCACAUUUACAAACGUGUUUUAUUUCAAAACCAUUGGAAAUUUUAGAAGAAGCUGUUCGUACACAUUAUCAUUACAUUACUGAACGUUGAUUUGUUAAGUAAUUACGCAGCAAUAACUAAAUCUUAAAAAUAAAUUUAAAAAAAUUAUUUUAUAUUGCAAUUAAAAGAGAGCAGUAACAAACAAAUAAGAGAAUUUAAGUACUCUCAUGUACAUGUCAAAGUACUCUUAAAAACAGUAAAAAAGAAAACAACAACAGAAAAAAUCAUGGAAAAUAUGAUGCCAUAUUUAAGUUCUACGACAAAUAAUGAAAAGGAUUUUAUCAAUAUGGAUACACUGGAACGUAUACGAAGUGUCAGCGAAUCUUCUAUGGGUGGCACUAGUGGCUAUAAUAGCACAACAUCGCCAGGACCAGAAAACUCUCCUGUUUCAAGUCGCUAUUCUCCGGUACAAUCCCCAGACUCUGUUCUACAAACUGAAUUUUCCCAAUUAGUGAUACCGCCACUAUCUUAUCAACAGCAAAACACAUCGCAAUACGUACAAUUGCAGAAUGUGCACAUGAAUGUAAACAACAAUCAGCCACUAUUGUAUCAACAGAACCAAAAUAUGAAUUUCUCACCUCAUUUAAACUUUGGAAAUCCUAUAAAUUAUCAACAAUUUCAGCAGCCAACCGCACCAUCAACAAUGUCAUAUACAGAUGUUAAAUAUGAAUAUGAGGCAUCCUUACGUAUUACCGAACAACCGGUAGAAAAAUUCCGUUUUCGUUACAAGUCCGAAAUGCACGGCACACAUGGCUCCCUAAAUGGUACCAACUCUCAAAGAAAUACAAAAACCUUCCCCGAAGUCGAGCUGGUCGGUUAUAAAGGACCAGCCAUCAUACGCUGUAGUUUGUUUCAAACUAACCUUGAAAGUCCACACUCACAUCAGUUGGUUGUACGCAAGGAUGACCACGAUAUAUGCGAUCCACACGAAUUGAAGGUUUCCCUAGAAGUUGGUUAUUUUGCCGAAUUUAAAAAUAUGGGUAUUAUACAUACCGCCAAGAAAUUCAUUGUAGAGGAAUUGUUAAAAAAGAAACGUAAGCGUUUGGGUCGUGAAGUUUUAACAACAAAAGAAGAUCAGGAGCUGCACAAGCAAACAGAAAAAGAAGCCAAGGAUAUGAAUUUAAAUCAGGUACGUCUAUGUUUUGAAGCAUUUCGUGUUGAAGAAAACAAAUCGUACACGCCUAUAGCUGCGCCAGUUUAUUCAAAUCCCAUUAAUAAUCGUAAGUCUGCACAAACCGGAGAAUUGCGUAUUACACGCUUGAGCAUAGCAACAGGCAAUGUUGCAGGUGGCGACGAUCUAAUAUUAUUGGUGGAAAAGGUUAGCAAAAAGAACAUUAAAGUACGAUUCUAUGAAAUGGUUGAAGAUGAGCAAGUAUGGGAGGCUUUUGCUACUUUUCGCGAAUCCGAUGUCCAUCAUCAAUAUGCAAUUGUCUGUCGGACACCAUCGUAUAAAGACAAGGAUAUCGACAAAGCUGUUGAGGUGUUUAUUGAGCUUGUAAGGCCAUCGGACGAUGAACGCAGUUAUCCGCCAGUAUCGUUUCGUUAUAAGCCAAACUAUGCUGUAAUAUCGCGUAAACGUAGACGAACAUGUUCAUCUUUAAAUAGCGGUUCUUGUAGCAAUUCUGGCUCACUAAGUUCAGGAGAAAUACCUAAAACUAUUCAAGAACAACAGAAAUUACUUAAUGCAUCAGAUGAACUUAAACAGUUAUUCAACUCGGAGUUGAUUAAAUCCGAUAUAUCAAUAGAUUCGGGCUUAUUGGCUUAUUUAGAGGAUCCAAAAGUGAACGAUUUCGACCCAUUGCUAUCGAGUGGUAAUCGUAUCGAAAAAGAUGGAGUUUGUAGCGCCAGCGAAGCUAAGAACCCCUAUCACUACAAGAAAUCGAUGAUUAGCAAAAAACAAAUGGAUUUGGCUAGACAAGGUGUACAACAGCAUCAGCAACCACUUAAUUUAUAUUUACAGCGUAUUUUAAAUAUACAUCAUGAUACUAUUAGGUCUUCAACACCACCAAAUCCCACAAAACGCGACAGUGCUGCUGAGCAAAUAACCAAAAUCAUAAAUGAACAUGCUGAAAAAUAUGGAGAUUCGCUGAUACACGAAAUUGUACUGGGAGAUAACAAUAAAUUUGCCAUACCGAUUUUUAGGGUUUUGGAGUAUUUCAAAUUAAAUGAACUUUUAAAUACCAUAACAAACAAAAGAACACAGACGGCCUUACACUAUACCUGUCUGUACAGUCAGCCAAACUAUAUACGGCCGCUUUUAAAAUUGGGCUGUAACCCCAACAUCCAAGAUUCUGAUGGUAAUACAGCACUGCAUCUUGCAGUGCGUGAAAAGGACUUGAAAUGCUUGGAAAGUUUCAUAAAUUCGGAAAUGUCUUUGAAUCUAAACCAUUUAAACGAUGAUGGUUUUACACCCUUACAUUUGGCCAUACGCGAUAACAAUUACGAAAUUGUGGCCAAACUAUUGAAAUUUGAUGCAAAUACAGUGACUACGACCUGCAGUAAAGAUGGCAGUACCGCUUUACAUAUGGCCGUACAACAACAAAAUCUUAAAUUGGUUAAUUUAAUAUUGGACAAUAGCCCAUUAAUUUCUGCAAUAUUAUAUGCCAACAACAGGGCUGGCUAUACGCCUUUAGAUUUGGCCAAGCAACUGGUAACGAGUGAUGAACAGGCGAAACAAAUACUAAGCAAACUUCUAACAUUCUACAACAAAUAUCCUUCUCACGAUAAAACAGAAAAAAUGGACGUGAACACAUGUAGCGGCGAUGUUGUGGAUGACGAAGAUGAAGAACAUAAAUUGGUAAUAAAAGAAGAAGAAAAUUCAUGUUCAUCUACCGAAGACGACGAGGAGGAUAAUAACAGUAAUUUAAGUGAAUCAAAUACAAAAACAACAUCCAAAGUAGGGCCGAUUACACAAACGAAACUCAUAAAAGAAUCAGACAUUAAACAAGAACUUACCGACGACCAGGCUACUACCACCACUACUCUCAAUGCAACGGAUCUGGAGGCGGCUUUAAAUAAUAAACAGAUUUUCUCACAACUUAGCGUUAAGUUAAAUGAGAAUGAAAAUUGGAAAAAACUAGCCACAGAUAUGGAAAUGCCUCAUUUUUAUUUAACGAAUGCACAAGCUUUCCUCAAUUCAUUGAAACGCAAUUUAAAAAGCGUAAAUUGUACACAAUUUGCCUUAGCACUGGUUACUAUUGACAAAAGUUUAUAUAAUUUAUUAUUAAAUAAAUAAAAUGUAUCUAUGUAUAUGUUGAAAAAAUAAUGUAUUAGUUUAAGCGAAGUUCAUUUCAUGAUUAUUUUACAUUUUCUUAGGCUAUAAAUUUCAUUUCAAAAGUCCUUCAUAAUCAUGCGUAUUUUCAUUUUUUUUUUUAAACCGCUAAUAUAAUAAAAAGUAAUAUUAUAUAAAAAUAAACUUUCUUAAAAUAUUCGAAAUUUAGUACUACUAAAGGUAUUUACAGACGAUAAUACUGCGAAUUAAUGCUUUUCAAAUUUAAAAUAUUAAAUCCAUCUGAUUUGUCAAGAAAUCAUAUUGAAAAAUACAGUUCUUGCUUACAAAAUAGUAUUCAAAAUAUAUUAUUGUUAAUUGUUUUAUUUAGUUUUUAUAUUUUCUUCACAUUUAUUGUUUUCCUUUUUUUUUAAAUUUAAUACAUUUUUGUUUAGACCAUAGAAAUCUGUAAAUACCUUAAUUGUUUAUCAAAAGAUUGUAAUUGCUUAAAUUCGAAUGUAUGGUAAAAUUCUAAAUUUGACCACAAAAUUAAUAUUAAAACAUUUUCAUUUAUUUAAUUAUAUUUUAUUAUAGUAUAUUAAUUAUUAUAUGCCUAAUCUUUUUAUUAAAUAAACAAUUUAUUAUCGUAUAAAAUAAUAAA
Calliphora vicina (urban bluebottle blowfly) is the source of this 4229-nucleotide messenger RNA. RefSeq names its product Relish (gene Rel). The coding region runs from base 587 to 3595 and encodes 1002 amino acids. The record is from RefSeq and is a predicted model, not a curated record. Gene Ontology annotation, biological process: regulation of DNA-templated transcription. Gene Ontology annotation, cellular component: cytoplasm. The transcript is spliced from 2 exons. Lineage: Eukaryota; Metazoa; Arthropoda; Insecta; Diptera; Calliphoridae. Gene Ontology annotation, molecular function: RNA polymerase II cis-regulatory region sequence-specific DNA binding; DNA-binding transcription factor activity, RNA polymerase II-specific; protein binding.